AGAUUAAGGCCGGGGAAGGGGAAUAAGCCUUAAAACGAUCGCAGUUUGCCGCUUUAACGCACGUGUGCUCAGCUCAGUGUUAUUGUGCUUCGAUUUGGGCCCAACGACAUGGUCAUCCUUCGCCUUUAUGAUGUGCAGGCCCACUCACCUGCUGAGGAGCAGAGUGUCCUGCGGCGACUGCAAGAGGAAGACGCCGGCGUGGUGUCUGUGCGCAUGGAGCGAUGCUACCAUCUGGAGUACAGCACUCAGGCAGAACACCCUCUGGCCCUGGACGAGCUCUUGGUCUGGCUGGUAAAGCAACCACUGAGCAGUGGCCAGAGCUUGGCCAGACAGCCUGCUCUCCAGUCGGGGGGUCAGGCGCAGUUGCUCCUGGAGAUUGGACCGCGCUUUAACUUCUCUACGCCCUACUCCACGAAUUGCGUGAAUAUAUUCCACAACCUCGGGUAUUCCGAGGUCCGACGGGUAGAAGCCUCAACUCGUUAUCUGCUGACCUUUCGCGAAGGCCCGCAGGUGCCGGAGGCGACCAAAUUCGUUUUUCUGCUAGGCGACCGCAUGACCCAGUGCCUGUACACCGAGGAGAACACCCCCAAGGCGACCUUUGAUGAGCAGCUCCCAGAACAACAGGCCAACUGGUGUUAUGUGCCCGUCUUGGAGGAGGGACGUAAAGCGCUGGAGCUGAUAAAUCAAAAGCUGGGCCUAGCUUUCAACGACUUCGAUCUGGACUACUACCACGAUUUGUUCUCCAAGGAACUGAAACGCAAUCCCACUACUGUGGAGCUUUUCGACUGCGCUCAGAGCAACAGCGAGCACUCGCGCCAUUGGUUUUUCCGGGGACGCAUGGUGAUUGAUGGUGUAGAGCAGCCAAAGUCACUGAUUCGAAUGAUAAUGGACACUCAGACUCACACGAACCCCAACAACACCAUUAAGUUCAGCGACAACAGCAGCGCCAUGGUGGGAUUCCUGCACAAGGCCAUAGUUCCGUCAUCCGUAGUGGCUUCCGGUCCAGUGCACUUGAAGAGCGUGCAGUCUGACCUGAUUUUUACGGCGGAGACCCAUAACAUGCCUACGGCAGUGGCGCCGUUCAGCGGGGCCACUACCGGCACGGGGGGACGCCUGCGUGAUGUUCAGGGCGUGGGGAGAGGAGGCAUUCCGAUAGCUGGCACCGCCGGGUACUGCGUGGGAGCUCUUCACAUUCCAGGAUAUAAACAGCCGUACGAGCCAUCGGACUAUAAAUAUCCAGCGACGUUUGCGCCACCACUUCAGGUGCUUAUAGAGGCGAGCAAUGGCGCCUCAGACUACGGGAACAAGUUUGGCGAACCUGUGAUCUCCGGAUUCGCACUUUCCUAUGGAUUAAAUAGUUCAGCCGAUGCCAGUCAGCGUAAUGAGUAUGUAAAACCGAUCAUGUUCAGCGGUGGCCUUGGCACCAUGCCCGCGUCAAUGCGGGAGAAGUUGCCACCGGCUCGUGGUCAGUUGUUGGCCAAAAUCGGCGGUCCAGUGUACAGGAUAGGAGUGGGUGGCGGCGCCGCAAGCUCCGUUGAAGUACAAGGAUCAGGAGAUGCUGAGCUGGACUUUAAUGCCGUACAGCGGGGAGACGCCGAAAUGGAGAACAAGUUAAAUCGGGUCGUGCGCGCCUGUCUGGAAAUGGGCGACCAAAAUCCUAUACUAGCCAUCCACGACCAGGGAGCUGGCGGCAAUGGCAAUGUCCUCAAAGAACUGGUUGAACCAGGCUUCGCCGGAGCCAUUAUUUUUUCCAAGGAGUUCCAACUAGGCGAUCCCACAAUUACUGCCCUUGAGUUGUGGGGUGCCGAGUACCAGGAGAACAACGCCAUUCUGUGCAAGGCAGAGCACCGUGAGCUACUGGAGAAGAUCUGCCGGCGCGAGCGCUGUCCUAUUAGCUUCGUUGGAGUGGUGACGGGAGAUGGUCGCGUAACGCUGCUAGAGACGGCUGCGCCAAAGGAUUUUGAGCAGGCGUUGAACGAAUUUGAUCGGAGCACAAUGUUGCCCUUCGAUUUGGAGCUCAAGUAUGUUUUGGGUGAUAUGCCAAAGAGAACAUACGACUUGAGACGCGAACUGACGCCGCUAAGGGCCUUGUGUCUACCGAAAGACUUGUGCCUGGACGAGGCUUUGGAGAGAGUUCUUAGUUUAGUCGCAGUGGGCAGCAAGCGCUUUCUUACUAACAAGGUGGAUCGCUGUGUUGGCGGGUUGAUCGCGCAACAACAGUGUGUGGGCCCGCUGCAAGCUCCACUUUCGGACUACGCGUUGACUACCGUCUCCCACUUUAGCCAUGCCGGCAUUGCCACCUCAAUUGGUACCCAGCCGCUCAAGGGAUUGCUUGAUCCUGGCGCAAUGGCCAGGAUGUGUGUCGCUGAAGCGGUGAGUAACCUCGUCUUUGUAAAGAUUAGCGAACUGCCGGACGUCAAGUGCUCAGGUAACUGGAUGUGGGCAGCAAAGCUUCCCGGGGAGGGAGCGAGAAUGUACGACGCCUGCAAGGAGCUGUGCCACAUUCUCGAGGAGCUACACAUCGCCGUCGACGGGGGAAAAGACUCUCUGUCCAUGGCUGCCAAGGUGGAAGGCGAUACAAUAAAAUCCCCGGGUACUCUUGUCAUCUCCACCUACGCUCCCUGUCCGGAUGUACGGCUCAGGGUUACACCCGAUCUAAAGGGACCAGGCUCUGGCUCCAAGACUGCGUUGCUCUGGAUAAAUCUAGAAAACAGGCUUCGACUGGGUGGCUCGGCUCUGGCUCAGGCCUACGCCCAGCAGGGGAAUGAGACGCCAAACUUGACGAGGAGUGAUCUGCUGGGCAAGGCAUUUGCAGUCACCCAAUCGUUGUUGGGGGAUGGGCUUCUAAGGGCAGGGCACGAUGUUAGCGACGGAGGAUUGAUCGUUUGCCUGUUGGAGAUGGCCAUUGGCGGGCUGAGCGGCCUUCAAGUAAACCUAUCAGAGCCCUUGGCAAAGCUAAAUAACUACGAUACGGCUGUCGAGAAACUCAAUCGUCCCGAACUAGCUCUUCUCUUCGCCGAGGAGUGUGGAUGGGUAGUGGAAAUAUUGGAAACGGACUUAGAGCGAGUUCGAUCAAUCUAUACUGACGCGGGAGUGCCGAACUUUUAUUUGGGCGUUACCGAGGGCUUCGGGCUUGAUUCCCGAGUGGUAAUCAAGCACGGUGCAUCAGCGCUAUUGGAUCAGCCACUCCGUUUGGUAUACCAAAAAUGGGAGCGCACUAGUUACGAGCUGGAGAAGCUUCAGACCAACCCGGAGUGCGCUGAGGCCGAGUACAGUAGCCUUGAAUAUCGCCAAGCGCCUAAGUAUAGAGGUCCCUUAAAUCUGCAGGCUGAGCUUACUCUUAAGCGAUCCAGCGCCCCAGUUCGCGUGGCAGUGCUCCGGGAGGAAGGUGUUAACAGUGAGCGGGAGAUGAUGGCAUGCCUGCUUAAGGCAAACUUCGAGGUGCAUGAUGUCACCAUGUCGGAUCUAUUGCAAGGCACCACAAACGUGUCCCAGUACAGGGGACUUAUCUUUCCGGGUGGCUUCAGCUAUGCGGACACUUUAGGAUCGGCCAAGGGCUGGGCAGCCAACAUUCUCCACAAUCCCGUUCUUUUGCCACAGUUUGAGGCCUUCAAGCGCAGCCAAGAUGUUUUCUCUUUGGGCAUUUGCAAUGGUUGCCAACUAAUGACUCUUAUUGGAUUUGUUGGAAGCCCAGGCAGCGAAGUGGGUGUAGAUCCCGAUGUGGCCCUCCUCCAUAACCGAUCACAGCGAUUCGAGUGCCGCUGGGCCACAGUUAGGAUUCCAGCGAAUCGCUCCAUCAUGCUCGAAAGCAUGAAGGAUCUGAUACUAGGGUGCUGGGUGGCUCACGGAGAAGGUCGCUUUGCAUUCAGGGAAGAAAAGCUCAUAGGCGAGCUGCAGUCGAAUGAGAUGGUGACUUUGCAGUAUGUUGAUGAUGAAGGCAAGCCCACAGAACUCUAUCCACUUAAUCCGAACGGCAGUCCUCGAGGAAUUGCUGGUCUUUGCUCAACUGAUGGACGUCAUUUGGCUUUAAUGCCACAUCCAGAGCGUUGCUCGGCUAUGUACCAGUGGCCAUAUGUUCCACCCUCUUUCCAGGUUUCCCCCACACAGGCGGAGAGUCCCUGGCAGAUAAUGUUUAACAACGCGUACAAUUGGUGUGUCAAGUCGGAUCAAUAAGAAUCCUACGGGUAACAGAAACAUUUAAAAGCAUUCUAAAGUAUACAAUACACCGAUUUUUGUUUACUAUACUUAUACAAAGUACCUAAAACGCUGAUAAAGCUAUUAAACUCAAAAUAAAUGUAUGUAUGUACGUGAAAACAAG
Drosophila takahashii is the source of this 4318-nucleotide messenger RNA. It is a transcript of the gene Pfas, whose product is annotated as phosphoribosylformylglycinamidine synthase. NCBI's taxonomy places the organism in Eukaryota, Metazoa, Arthropoda, Insecta, Diptera, Drosophilidae. Gene Ontology annotation, biological process: 'de novo' IMP biosynthetic process. Gene Ontology annotation, molecular function: phosphoribosylformylglycinamidine synthase activity. The record is from RefSeq and is a predicted model, not a curated record.